AUGUCCCCAGAUGCAGCAGGACCCUCCGUGACCACCGUGGGAAAUGGGGGGGGACCCCCCCCGGGAGUCCUGGUCAGUGUGGGAAACUCCCGUGGGCAGAGCGAGACCCCUCCCCAUUCAGACCACCACCGGACCUCCGGACCCCCCCAGGUCCCGAUCCCCGUGGGAAACUCACGUGGCCGCAGCGGGACCCCCCUCCCCGGCCACCGUGGGAAAGUCCUGCGACAGCCAGCUGCCCCUCCCCCGCGUCCCAGCGGCCACCGUGGGAAUGUCCCCCGGCCGGGCCGUCCCCCGCGUCCCGGCAUCCGGGACCGUCCCCGGCGCCCGGAAUUGUCCCCGGUGUCCGAAUUGUCCCCGGCAUCCGGGACCGUCCCCUGUCCGGGAAGCGGCAGCGGCAGCCGGGAUGGGGGUGACGGGCACGGGACCCCCUCUCGGUGUCCCCGCAGGGUCCCCACGGAGUCCCCGGGACCCCCGAGGCUACCUCAGCCGCCCCCUCACCUGUCCCCGGGCUUGGGGGGGGUCAGGAGCCACCGGGACCCCGCACAGGGUGAGCCCGGCCAGGUGAAUCCUGGCCCCUCCCCUUGUCCAGGUGAGUCCUGCCCAGUUCCCGGCUCCCUGCCAUUGUCCCUUGUCGCCGCCGCCUCCCAGUCCCCCCCCCUCACCUCCGCACGCCGCCGGGGCCACCGCCACCGGCCCGGGGUGGCCGCCACCGCCGCUCAUGGCCCCCGGGGCCACCGGGACCACCGGGACCAGCGCUCGGGGCCACCGUGGCCACCGGGGCCACCGGGACCAGCGGGGCCAGCGGCGCUGCCACCGGAGGCUGCGGGACAGACAAACAUCCGCCACCGCCGGGUCACCGCGGCGCCGCCCGGCCGCGUUCCUGUCCCGCUGCGUGGCCGGGGCCGCCCCGGGGCCAGCGCGGGGUUGGUGGCCCGCGGGUGGCCGCAGGUGGCCCGCAGGUGGCCCGGGGGUAGCCCGCGGGUGGCCCGGGGCCAGCGGACUCACCACCACCGGGACCAGCGCUCGGGGCCACCGUGGCCACCGGGGCCACCGGGACCAGCGGGGCCAGCGGCGCUGCCACCGGAGGCUGCGGGACAGACAAACAUCCGCCACCGCCGGGUCACCGCGGCGCCGCCCGGCCGCGUUCCUGUCCCGCUGCGUGGCCGGGGCCGCCCCGGGGCCAGCGCGGGGUUGGUGGCCCGCGGGUGGCCGCAGGUGGCCCGCAGGUGGCCCGGGGGUAGCCCGCGGGUGGCCCGGGGGUAG
This is a messenger RNA of Passer montanus (Eurasian tree sparrow), 1263 nucleotides long. Its product is annotated as collagen alpha-2(I) chain-like. NCBI's taxonomy places the organism in Eukaryota, Metazoa, Chordata, Aves, Passeriformes, Passeridae. The record is from RefSeq and is a predicted model, not a curated record. The transcript is spliced from 6 exons. The coding region runs from base 1 to 1263 and encodes 420 amino acids.